CUCGCGCGGAGGUAGAGCACAGGCUGCACGAGAGAGGAGGGCAGAUACUCUACACCACGGCCUUUUUGUAUUUCGUAUGAGCACAACACAUUGAUUUGCGAAGAUGUGGACGGGUGUUAGGAAACUGCUGCUUUUACUUGUGAUGCUCGUGGGGUUUCUGCUGGCCAACGGGACAGAACCAGAGUGUGAAAGCGGCCAGUUUCAGUGCAGUAACGGCAGGUGUAUACCCACUCCAUGGAGAUGUGAUGAUGACGACGAUUGCUCGGACAACAGCGACGAGGAGAACUGCCCAAAAAAGACGUGUGCCCAGACAGAUUUUACAUGUAAGAACGGGCAGUGCGUCCCAGCCCGCUGGAGAUGUGAUGGAGAACCCGAGUGUCCAGAUGGUUCAGAUGAAGCAGACACCACCUGCACAGGUCGGCAGACGUGUCCACCAGAGAAGUUCGAUUGUGGUGGCACAACAAGCAAGUGUGUGUCGAUGUCAUGGCGCUGUGAUGGCGAAAGGGACUGUGAAAAUGGAGCGGAUGAGGAGCAAUGUGCCGCAGAUGCCAAAGCCUGCCAUGGGAAAGAGUUCCAUUGUCGCAACGGUAUGUGCGUGGCUCCCACAUUCGUCUGUGACGGGGACAACGAUUGUGGUGAUGGCAGUGACGAGGAGAUGUGCACUGCAGCCACCGCAAGUACCUGCGGCCCGCAUGAGUUUCGUUGUAACGACUCUGAGUGCAUCCCAGCGCUGUGGAGCUGCGACGGGGACCCCGACUGCAAAGAUAAAUCAGACGAAUCCAUGGAGCGCUGCAGCCGCAAGACGGAACCUCAGAAGCCCCAAUGCCCCGCCGGGGAGUUUAAAUGCAGGAGCGGAGAAUGCAUUCACCUGAACUGGAAAUGCGACGGAGAUGCAGACUGCAAGGACAAGUCAGAUGAGGCUAACUGUCCUUUGCUGACCUGCCGUCCAGAUGAAUUCCAGUGCGGCGACGGCUCCUGCAUUCACGGCACUAAACAGUGCAACAGAGUACACGACUGUCCAGAUUUCAGUGAUGAGGCUGGAUGCAUCAACAAAACCACAAAAUGCGAAGGUCCACUGAAAUUCCUGUGUAAAAGCGGCGAGUGUAUUGCAAGCAGUAAGGUGUGUGACAAUAUCAAGGAUUGCAAGGACUGGUCCGACGAGCCCAUGAAGGACUGCGGUCUGAAUGAAUGUGCCAAUAACAAUGGCGGCUGCUCUCACAUAUGUAGGGACCGGAAGAUCGGCUAUGAGUGUGAAUGCCCCUCGGGAUACAAGCUACUGGACAAGAAGACCUGUGGAGACAUAGACGAAUGUGAAAAUCCUGAUGCCUGCAGUCAAAAAUGCAUCAACCUCAAAGGCGACUACAAAUGUGAAUGUUACGAGGGCUAUGAGAUGGACCCGGGUACCAAGACUUGCAAAGCAGUGGGUAAGAGCCCGUACCUCAUGUUUACUAACCGCCACGAGAUCCGCCGCAUUGACCUGGUGAAGAGGGACUACACGCAGGUAGUGCCGACCCUAAAGAAUGCUGUGGCCUUGGAUGUUGACGUCAACACCAAUAAGAUGUACUGGUGUGACCUCUUUCAUCGCAAGAUCUUCAGCGCAUUCAUCAACAAAGCCAGUGAUUCAUCUGAACAGAUUACACUCGUGGAUACUGUGCUACAUUCCCCAGAGGGUUUAGCUGUCGACUGGAUCCAUAAGAACAUCUACUGGACCGACUCUGGACACAAGACCAUUUCUGUCGCCACCAUCGACGGCAAAAAGAGAAAGGUGCUGAUUGACACAGAACUCGGGGAACCACGUGCCAUCGCUCUUGACCCAAGACAAGGGUUCAUGUACUGGUCAGAUUGGGGAACAGAAGCUAAGAUUGAAAAAGCCGGAAUGAAUGGGGUGGAUCGGCAGGUUCUGGUCUCCGAGAGGAUCGAGUGGCCCAAUGGCAUCGCCCUCGACCUGUCUAGUAGGCGACUCUACUGGGUAGACUCCAAACUUCAUCUUAUCUCCAGUGUGGACCUGAAUGGAGACAAUCGUAGAGUUUUACUGUCAUCCAAGGAUCAUCUAGGCCAUCCCUUUGCUCUGACACUGUUUGAGGACCGGGUAUACUGGACUGACUUGGAGGAUGAAGCUAUCUACAGCGUUAACCGGCUGACCGGACAUGAUGUGGCUAUGCUGGCUCAACAUCUAAACAACCCACUUGAUGUUGUGGUAUUCCACGAGCUCAGGCAGCCCACAGCUCCAGACACCUGUAACAUUGGCAGUUUGCCCAACGGAGGAUGUGAAUAUCUGUGCCUCAGAGCCCCUCAAAUCACAGACCACUCACCCAAGUACACGUGUGCCUGCCCGGACAACAUGGAACUUGGCCCGGACAUGCGUCGAUGUGUGACAGUCAAACCCAAGACAACUACAGCUGCCAGUACGACAACCUCUACAACACCAGAACCUUCCACCACCACAACAACUAGACUUUCAACAACCACCACACCCACAACCACCAGUACAACCUUACAAACUACACCAACUGCAUCCACAGCUACAAUGACAACCACAAGCACUCCUGUUCCCAUGAAAACCACCACCAGACCGAGAACUACCAAAAACUCCAGCCCACUUUAUUUUACAAACACACACUCCAGAUCCACCACACCGACCACUCAUCCCAGCACUACAGCAUCAUGGAAACAGCCCACAUCCAACCAGACAACAGCAAACUUCAGACAGACAUCUACAACCGUCGCUGACAGCAAUAGUAUACAAGGGGCCAAUGGCAACCUCUCUCACCGCGCUGGAAGUGGAAAUGAUCACUUCUUCCUCGGUAGCAAUAUAACUGUUGCAGUUCUGGGUAUAGUCAUUCCUAUAGUUCCUAUCCUUGCCACAGUGGUCAUCGGCCUGGUGUGUACCGGAGGAUACCUGGUGUGGCGCAACUGGAGGAGACGGAACACCAAAAGCAUGAACUUCGACAACCCCGUGUACCGCAAGACCACAGAGGACGACGACGAUGAGAUCCACAUCGGCCGCAGCGAGCAAAUCGGCCACGUCUACCCUGCUUCGGCAUGUCAGGCACAAGCAGAGAUAGAGACAUCAGCUGCGCAGCAGAAGUGGAGUAAACCGUCCCAGUGGCAUAACCAGAGUCUCUCCAGCGGCACACACAUCACAUCCUUCAAAGUGUCGCGUGGCGCUCGGUCAGGACGAUGACGGAUUCCCCUGAGGGAGAUUCUCGCUCUCUCAGCUUCUCCGUCCCAGAAUCCCUCAUCUUUUAGAUCUCAGCUUCUACUUCCAUCGAUGCCCCUUGGUCUCCUGAGGAGACCACACAAAUACAGUCACAGAGGACAGCAAUCGUUGUGCACAGCUGAGCGAUACAAACUGGGUUUGUCUUCUGAAGUCCCAUAAGGCCUCAAUCGAUCUAACUUGGGCAGUAGUCACUAGUUCUGAAAUUAAAACGACUUCUAUCCAUUCCUGCGCUGUCGUAGCAGUAGUCAGUAGUGCUUUUAGAUGAUGACUAGCCUAGUUCAUCACUUGUAGUUGCUAACCCUCGGGGCCUCGUGCCGUAGUUCCUUUCAUUAGAAAGAUUUUUAUUACUGGUGUGAGUCGGGCUGUGACCAUAACAGUUUGUUUCUGUGUAGGAAUGACUUCCAGGAGCACAGGAGGGAAUCAUGGGUAAUUUACUUUGACAGACUAGGAGAUGCGUAGCAAAAUAAUGAAAUAGGAUGAAAUGGGGCUGGAGAGGAUUUCAUAUAUGCACACACUCUACAAAAAAUCCACUAUGCAUAUAUAGUUCGCUAUAUGAUUUGAGGUUACGCUUUCACACAGAAAACAAUACCAACAAAGCAGAGCUAUGAAUUUUUUAUAUAUUGUCUUUCAGUAUACUUCCAGUGCAAAGACUACUGUUAUAUUAUAUUGAGUCUUCCAUACGCGCUGUAGUUGCACCCUUCAUAGAGCUCCGAAUCUACUGCCUGGAUAUGAAAGAGUUCACAUUCUAAUACAUAUGGAAAUACAUAUUCAUAUAAUUCAUAUACAUAUUUAUUUCACCAGCUCUAGGUCUUCCAUAUUUCUCAACUUUUUCAGCUCACAAAUUGGAACAACUUCAAAAAAAAUCCCUGACUAUAAGACUGGUAUGCCUUAAUAUGUUAUAACUGCCUUUUUAUUAAAAUUCGAAACAUAAAAUGUUUUCGGUAAUUUAAAAAACACACAAAAUAUAAUACUCAUUUGAACCUAAACCUAGGCAUUUUCUUUACUAAUAACGUUAAAGUGUUGCACACAUGUGAAUUUAACAUUCAAGAUAUAUUAAGCUAAUUUAAAGUCUAUUGUGUUUAGAUUAAAAUAUGUCUCUCAGGGAGGCGGGUAGGAGCUGCCUGACAGUUCACGUGGUGUUCUCUAAUACAGGUGAUAUCUGUAAAUGUACCCUAACAGCAAGCAUCUUGUUAGUGUGUUUCUCAGUAUUAUCAUAAUGUGUAAACUAUGCGACAGUGAUGGAUGAUAAUGUCUUAGAUUAUUGAUAUUGUUAUAUUAGACCGUAGUUUGAUGCAUGUUAACUUGAAACAGCUUGCAGCUCUUCUUAUAUAGCUGACAGGCUGUGUCAAGAGGAAAUAGCACCACCUAGUGUCCCUUUGUAUUUACUUCAUUUAUUUUCUGUUCUCAAAAUGACAUGUUUUCUUCGCUGUUGCAUAAGGUCCAAAUGCAUUUGUUAAUUUUAUCACUUAAAACUCUUUAAGCAUUAAACUAGCAUAUGUAAACGUUUUUUCCUCUGAUAAUAAUUUCUUCAUGGGUUAAAACGACUUGAGUGUAAUUUGAGUCUUUGCGCCAUCCUUGCUUAUCUAUUGGUCAAAAUCUGUUAACAUGAUUGGUUACAGGGUUAUGAUGUCGUAAAUAGAGGCAUUUUCAAAUGAACUACAGUUUUAUGGAGAAAAUACACCACAAUGGUUUAAAAUUAUGAAUUUGCUGAUGAUUUAUCUUAAAGCAUAUUAAAGCACCACAUAGACGUAUAAACAACAUUAAAAACUUGAUUUUCACCACAGGGGGACUUUAAGAGAAGGGUUGCAACUUUAUGACAUCUGAUGUCUCCGAGAUUAAUAUUUUUCAAAGUUUCUUAUUUUCACAUUUAUAUAGUCAGUGACAGUUUUGAUGUAUUAAGCCAUAUAUCUCUUUGUAGUUGGGGUACUCUUUUAAUCUUUCUGUCCAGGUGCAUUUUCAUCCCCACAAAUUGAACUCAGGUCAUCGGUUUACAUACAGUAUAGUCUUUACUAUUACAAUCUGUGUUGUUUAUUUCACAAACACACUAAUAGAUGCGGUAGUCAGGGUUGUUAGGGUUAAUAAGCAGUUUGUUCACAUCUAGAAUCAUACACUAAAACACACGCUACCCUCACACAAACAAAACUGAGUCCUUUCCUCCCCGUGCUCGUCGUCCUUCAGGGUAAAUUGAGCACAUUUGCAUUUAGCACUCUGACUAAUAAAUGGCUUAAUGAUGUGAUAGAUCAUAGUCAAAGUUCAGAGCAUUGCUCUGAACAGUCGUCUGUGUGACAGAGUCACAGGAAAUGAGCAGUGCCUGAAUAUAUACGCUUCCUGUACAUCCUAAAGUACAUUCUCCACAAGAUGACAAAUGACUGCUCAGUUAUUUUGGUAUCACUGACACAAUCUGGUUAGACAGCUGGCACAGGGUUUGAUCUGCAUGAUGAUCACUGUAGAUUUGGUCUGCUUUGAAGGCCGUGUGUUUAAAAGGGAUAGUUCGCCCAAAAAUGAAAAUUCUCUCAUGAAUUACUCGCAUUCUAUAAAUGUCUUUGUUUGAUUGAACACAGAGAAAGAUAUUUGAUGAAUGCUUUUAACCAAGCAGUUCUUGGACCCUAUUGACAACCAUAAUAGGAAAAAUUACAACUGUAGUCAAGAGUGCUUCAGAACUGUUUGCUAUCCAACAUUCUACAAAAUAUCUUCUUUUGUGUUCAAUAGAGAAAAAGAAAAAAAAUACUUUUUCCUACUGUGGUAGUUAAUGUGAUCCAACUGUUUGCUUAUAAGCAUUCUUUCUUUCUUUGUGUUCAUCAUUUAAAAAAAAGACACAGAUUUGGAACAACUUGAAGGUGAGUAAAUAAAUAAACAAAAAUAUUUCUGUUGAACUAUCCCUUUAACACAGGUGACAAUUGCAGGGGCUGAAAUAUCAGCUGUGGGCGCUUGACUGUUUUUUUUUUUAUAAAGGAAACUUUGGUUGCUAUGAUAUAGAAUAUUUUCUGUAGUCAUGUGGUGGUAGUAUCUGAUUUCACAGAUGAUUAGUUUAAUCAACAAAUAUUAAUAUUGUGGUAAUCAAGGGAUUUCAUCUCAUAUCGUCAUACAGAAAUGGAAUGAAAUAUUAACUUCUGCAUUGUUUCCAAUGUUACUACAUUUAGGAAGUAUAAUUGGUUGUUGUAUUUGUAUCGCCCCUCCUGCACUGUGACUGGACAGCUGAGUAAAACGUGGUAUUGACCAGAACAGCAUUUUACCCAAAGUUGAAGAUUUUUUAAAGCUUGGUGAGCAAAAAACAGGAAAAAAAACAUUUUGGUGGACACGCAGCCUAAUGUUUUUGAAAGGGAUAGUUCACCCAAAAUGAAAAUGUUGUCUUUUUUUUUCUCACCCACUUCUCAUUUCCAACCUGUAUGUGUUUCUUUCUUCUGCAGAGCAUAAAAGAACAUAUUUUGAAUAAUGUUGGUAACCGAACUGAGAUACAGAUGACUCUUGUUGGUUUUUUGUCUAUAGCCUACAAUAGAAGUAAAUGGGUACCGUCAUUGUUUGGAUACCAAUAUUCUUUAAAAUAUCUUCUUUUGUGUUCUAGAGAAGAAAGUCAUACAGGUUUAAAAGGACAAAAGGUAAAUGAUGACAGAAUUUACAUUUUUGGGUGAACUAUCCCUUUAAAAGUUCUGUCAGAGAUUAAAGCAGAUGGCUCUUUGCGUGGAGUUUUACCGGAAUAGGUUGUUAGAUUGAAGAACUAGUUAUUGUGAAUGGCCCUGUAUGACCAAUGAGGUCACCGAUUGGUACACGCGUUUACCUGAGCGCUCAUCUUUGUUUCUUGCACUUAGAUCUUCUCUCUAUUUCUGCCACCUUUACUCCUUUCCGCUAUGAUGCUGCGUUUCAUGUGCACCACUUGUAAAACAUUCCUCUAUGGGGUAUUUGAAGUUCAUUUUCUGAACACGGUGGGCUUUUAGACUGCUGAGAGAUAAAAGAUGGUUAACAGAUAGGCCUGCUAUUGUCACCAUUGUUGUAAUUCAUUUUCAUGAGUUCUUAUCAUCGUUUCUCAUGUCAGACUGUUUACAUUUCAGUACAAUUGUGAAAAUGUGAAACACUUUAGUUUUUGAUUCGAAUGAAUCUCAGACUAGCAAUACAGGGUAAGCAUCGCUUCACCGGUGUGGUAUAAAUUAUUCUUGAACAGCUCUAGGUUAAGCUUUCUCUUGAGGCGGUACGCACAUCGGUUAUUUUUUCUGACCCCCAGUGUCAUUGGUGCUGCUCUAGAGUUAGCUCAAGAUCUUUCAAAAUUUGUCCCAUUGAGCUCUCUAGCCGUCAAGGUUUCUACUAACACUUAUUUUAGCGUGUUAUGAAUUAUAAUGUAGGUGUCCUGACAUCGGUGUGGUCACAGAAGGUUCUAGAACAGGCUUUUAGACCGUUCGCAAACAGAUUCUCUGCCUCUCUGUAGAUAAUAACCAGAGCUUUGUGACCGUCGUCCAUUAAUCCUUCUCUAUGCAUAUGUAACGGCGAGUCCCGCCUUCCUAUAGCACUGCAGGGACCCGCCACGCUGCUCCACCACCCCAUCCACUGUGACUAACAUCCGUCAUGUCCCUAACCCCUCCUCAUCACGGUCUACCCCAUUCCCAUCAGCCCAACAAGUAGGACAUCGCUUUCCAAAGGGCUAACUUUCUGACAAAACAGACGACACACUGGAGAAAUUUGCUGGGACCUCUCCUGAAACACUGGAUUUCAGUUUAGAAUUGAACCUCUUACGGACGAGUCUGGUCCUCCACAUCCCUGCUAACAUUCCGCGUCUGUAAGCUGUGGAAAAGAUGACCUCUGAGUUUGAUUUCCCCUCUGAGAUCAUGUCGACAGGAUGUUUAUUACUUGAACUGUUUGGGGUUAUUUUGUACAAAAUGUAGGUUUACAUUUUAGGAGAGGGGAAGAAGUCGUGUCGUGUGAGGAAACCGUGUGGUCAUUUUUUAAGUUUUGUACGCUGUUUGUUGCACAAACUUUUCCAGAAGCCUUCUGCACUGUGUCAAUGGUUACAUAAGAUAGGGCGACAGUCGCAGUUCAAUGAGUCAGAAUCACAAUUUGUAAAUAUGUUUUCAUACAGCGAAACUUUUGAUAAAGUUUUAAACAUUUCUUGUAAAAAAAAAGAUGUGUAUAUUAGUCUCCUGGAUGAAAGAGUGUAGACCAUGGAUUUAUUUGUACUCGAGAGCACUGGAUUUCUUUACUACUUGAUUGUAACUAAAAUGAAUAAUCUGCCAAAGUGUUAUUUUCAUUUUUGAUCCUACUUUUCGUUUUUCCUAUUUAAAUUUAAUGUUUGCUUUUUAACCUUAAAACAUUGCAGAGAUAGGCUGUUUAAUUUCUAUUUGUACAUUUAUUUAAUAGAUAAAUUAAAUUGUAAUUCUAUUUAAUAGAUUCCGCUCUGUGUUGAAAGAGGGGGUUACAGUUUAAUUUAUUGGUGCCUUGUUUGUGUUUAUGUACAUUUUCCGAUAAUGUUUUGUUUUAUUUGUGUCCGUGUCCACGGGUGGGAGUCUUUGGGGUAAGACAGGGGUUUAACGUUAGCAACUGUACUUACAUGAAAUAUCUGUACUGUAUGCCAAAAUGGUCUCACUCACGUUUCUAUGAAAUUCGAGCUGUUGAUAAAUAUCUAUAUAUUGAUAUAUUAAAUUGUUAAAAUCCUUA
This is a messenger RNA of Triplophysa dalaica, 8860 nucleotides long. RefSeq names its product low density lipoprotein receptor-related protein 8, apolipoprotein e receptor (gene lrp8). Gene Ontology annotation, molecular function: calcium ion binding; protein binding. The record is from RefSeq and is a predicted model, not a curated record. The transcript has 20 exons. The coding region runs from base 104 to 3184 and encodes 1026 amino acids. Lineage: Eukaryota; Metazoa; Chordata; Actinopteri; Cypriniformes; Nemacheilidae.